CUGUGAGCUCUUCUCUAUGUGACGCUGCAGUGAAGAAGACUGAGAGAACACGUGAAGAUGUGUGUUCAUUACGGUGCUCUGAAGCUGUUCUGUAAUGUUGAUGUGAUUGCAGUAAUUCACACAUGAGCUGGAGUCUAGGUCUCUGAGAUGACAAACACGGAGGGUCUGAAGGUUCUUCCGCGGGACGCUGUGGAUUUAAACACGCAGCGCUGUCGGAUGGGUCCGGCUCUGAUGUCCAGGUUAGGCCUGAGGCUGGGCGCUCCGGUUCUGAUCCGGGUUCAGCGGGGAGCGUGUCUGUGCACCGCAUGGCCUCGGCACGACCUCGCAGAGGGAUUCCUUCAGAUCAGCCCCCAGUGUGUGACUCCGGACCUCAGCACACAGACGCUCACCGGACUCACGGUUAAACCGGCGCACAUCACACCCCUGACCUGCCCCAAACUCUCCAGCGUGAGCGUGAAGGUGUUUGUGCAGAGUCUGGAACGCAAGCGGAAGGUUUCCGAGCCGAGCGUUCACGAGCUGCUCGAGGGUCUGUAUGUGCACCAGGGUUAUUUGGUGGACCUGUCCGGUGCGGAAACGGAGAUCAGGUGUGUGCUGGUCGAGACGGUGAACUCGGGUUCGCAGAAAGCUGGUUUGGUUACAGCAAGAACCCAUGUGGAGGUCAGCCUUGUUCAGACUGUUAAACACUUGGAGAGGCGUAAGGAGGCGUCUGUGUCUUCUCUGGGCGGCCUAGAGGAGGUUUACGCCUCUCUGAAAGAAAUGAUCACGUUUCCUCUGCGUUACCCAGAGACUCUGCGUCAGCUGGGAGUGUUGUGCCCAAGAGGACUGCUUCUGAUCGGGCCGCCCGGCGUGGGGAAGACCCUGCUGGUGCGGUGCAUGGCGAGGGACAUCGGGGCCACGUUAGUGACCGUAAACGGCCCGGAAGUCACAGGUUCUCGACCCGGAGAGAGCGAGGAGAACCUGCGGCGCGUGUUUGAUCAGGCACGGGAGGCGGCGGAGGAGGGUCCGUGCGUUCUGCUGAUCGAUGAGAUCGAUACUCUGUGCCCGAGGCGGACGGAGAGCAGCGGUGCGCCGGAGAACCGGCUCGUCGCUCAGCUGCUGACGCUGAUGGACGGCAUCGGAAACCACGAGGGCUUCGUUAUCAUCGGAGCCACGAACCAACCGGACGCUCUGGACCCAGCGCUCAGGAGACCUGGGAGGUUCGACAGAGAGGUGAUCGUCGGCGUUCCCUCGCUGCUUCAGAGGCGCAGUAUUCUGAAGCAUGUGUGUCGAGAGAUGCCGCUCUCCUCUGAAGUGGAUCUGAAUGCUGUCGCUGAAGUGACCUGUGGAUACGUCGGGGCGGAUCUGAGCGCGCUCAGUAGAGAAGCAGCGCUGCAGGCCAUGCGACAGUCGCAGGGGGAAGCGGGUGAGCCGGUGUCGAUGCAGCACUUCAUGCAGGCGCUGCGGAUCGUGCAGCCGUCGUGUUUGAGGAGCAGUAUAGGAGCGACUGACUUCAAACCCAUCAGCUGGGAGCAGAUCGGAGGACUAGACCACGUCAAACUCAAACUUAAACAGAGUAUCGAGUGGCCCAUGAGGUUUCCAGAGGCGUUCGUGCGGUUGGGUGUUUCUCGGCCCAGAGGAGUUCUGCUGUACGGCCCGCCCGGCUGCGCCAAGACCACGCUUGUGAAAGCAGCAGCAUCUUCAUCACACUGCACCUUCCUCUCCCUCAGCGGCGCCGAGCUCUUCUCUCCUUAUGUGGGAGACUCUGAGAAAACACUGGCGCAGUUGUUCGCUCAAGCGCGAGCGUGUUCUCCCUCCAUCGUGUUCCUGGAUGAGAUCGACAGUAUGGUGGGCUCUCGAGCGGACGGUUCCUCUCACAGCGUUCAGUCGCAGGUUCUGUCGGUUCUGCUGACCGAGCUGGACGGGGUGGGAAUCCGAACUGUGGAGAGACGCAGCACCGGGAGAAAGAUCGCUCAGUUAGAAGGAGGAGAGCAGGAGGAGACCAGACUACAGCAGAUGGAGCUCCAGGAAGUGUGUAAUAAGGAUGUUUUGAUCGUGGCUGCCACUAAUAGACCAGAGGUUCUGGACAGUGCUCUGCUCAGACCCGGACGACUCGACCAGAUCAUAUAUGUUCCACCUCCUGACCGUGAGGCUCGUCUGGCCGUGCUGCACGUCUGCACUGAAAGUGUCCCGCUGCAUCCGGACGUGUGUCUGCAGGAUCUGGCUGCUCAGACGGAGCUCUUCUCUGGAGCUGAUCUAGAAAACCUGUGCAAAGAGGCGGCUCUUCUGGCUCUGCGUGAGGAUGGGUUCGAGGUGUCCUGCGUGAAGCAGAAGUAUUUUCUCAAGGCGCUUCAGAGUUUGAGUCCAUCACUGAGUCCCGAACAACUUCAGCAACACUUUCACUCGAUUCUCUAUUAA
This is a messenger RNA of Onychostoma macrolepis, 2394 nucleotides long. RefSeq names its product AFG2 AAA ATPase homolog B (gene afg2b). The transcript is spliced from 9 exons. The coding region runs from base 148 to 2394 and encodes 748 amino acids. Lineage: Eukaryota; Metazoa; Chordata; Actinopteri; Cypriniformes; Cyprinidae. Gene Ontology annotation, molecular function: ATP binding; ATP hydrolysis activity. The record is from RefSeq and is a predicted model, not a curated record.